This is a messenger RNA of Seminavis robusta, 1249 nucleotides long. Lineage: Eukaryota; Bacillariophyta; Bacillariophyceae; Naviculales; Naviculaceae. The record is from the annotation of a GenBank genome assembly.
CAGUGCACUACCACCGGUAUCAUUGUUGUUGGAGUUUGGGUGUCCUUUACAGUAUCAUCUUCUAUCCAGCUCGUCACCAGCUAGCUAGCACCAUGCCUCUCUCUCGAGCCCGAACGACCAACUCGGUUCCAUCGAGGAGGAAUCUGAUGAGAGAUGCGAGCUCUCGACGCAAGAAUUUCGUGGCGGCUGCCAAGCAGGACAAGUUAAAGGAGGAGGAACAGCAGCAGCAGCAGCAGCAGCAGCAAUCAUCGUCAUCACCUCCCAUUCCCAUGUCGGGCAUUCCCCAAAACGGUGGUCGCACCGGUGCCAUGGCCAACCAACGGUCUCAACGCUCCCGACGCUUUCGUGUGGGUUCGGCCGCCGCCGCGUUGAAAUCGAAUCUGCACAAAAUCGUGUCGUCCAAAGACCGUGGAGUGCCCGUGGGCGACAGCAGCGAUCAUCGACGUCGCAGUGAAGCUCUAACGCGACGCAGUGGUGGUGGUGGAUCGACCCGACGGUGCAUGACGACUGACGCGAGUUUUCGACGCUCGACAGGAAAUUCCGAUUUGCCACUUUCCGAAAUUGCCGAGAUUGCCAAGGAGGAGUUGUUUAGUAUGGCUGAAAUUGACGUGUCGUGGUUUGAAAAUAAGGAUGGAGAGGCUACACCGGUCGAAGACGCUAUGGACGGCAGUGCUCCAAGAGCAGCAGAACAGACUCCAGGAGCCAAAGAAAUUCCCAAGAGUCCCUGCGUGUUGCUCGCCCCACCGCCCAAAGACACGUCCAAAGAAGACGCACGUAAAAAACGCAUCUCCGCUGAAAAGGAUGUGAUGAGACGGGGCAGCGGCAAUCACAAGAGCCCGAAGCAACACUCCCGGAUUGCCCGUUCCUUGAGGGCCCCGUCCUCCCGCAAACUACUCGGGGCCAAGCAACCCAGUAUUCGAUUGCGCAAUAGUUCUGGCACAAUGGAACACAACAAUGGCAGACCUACUCGAAGCAAAUCAAUGGACAUGACGUCCGCCAUGAAUAAUGACAGUGCUAGCCCUCGUAGGUCAAACUCCUCCUCCAAAAGUAAAGAACCGGAACCGGCGCAAAGUAAUAUUGAUCUCUUGUCCAUGUCCAUUGACGACAUUGGAGUGGACUACAGCAAUCAUCACGCACCGCAACCACCCAACAACAAGACACAACAGACACCCGUCACACCAAGAACGCUUCGGCGUAAACGUAAUCCGCCCAAAAAGGUACAGGAUGCACUUUCCAUGUCCAUUGAUGA